GAUAACGCUAAGGCUGAAGAUGAGUAUACACCAGAUGUUACGCAGGGGUCGGAAGUAGAUUCGUACCCUUCUCGGAGUUCGGCCAAUAAUAUCAACGGCGCUAAGUCCAAGAAUAGCCACACUGUCGAUAUGUCCAACCAAGCUCUCAAUACGCAAA
Messenger RNA from Sphaeroforma arctica JP610, 157 nucleotides. RefSeq lists its product as hypothetical. The record is from RefSeq and is a predicted model, not a curated record. NCBI's taxonomy places the organism in Eukaryota, Ichthyosporea, Ichthyophonida. The annotation marks the transcript as partial. The transcript has a single exon.